AUGGCUUCCAGCAGAGCAUCAUUCACCGGGGCCCUGAGCCCGACGGCUACGGAAUCGUACUCGUCAUCAGCGACAAGACCACACCUUCUGUCGGCCUCCAUCUCGUCGCUCUCAUCCUCCACAGCAUCGGCGCGCAGCUACUCAGCCUCUAGCAUCUCCAAGACAUACCGUCAGGCGUCGACCUUGUUCCUGACGCGUCGGCUGCCCGAGGCGCUCUCGACGGUCCUGCCGCUAGUUACGCCGCCGCCACCCGACGACCCGAACGGCGAGGCCUUUGAGUCCGCCCCGGUCGCGCGGGCGUCGAGGUCGACGAGGAUCAAGGUCUGGAGCCUGUAUCUCACCAUCCUCAACGCGAUCCUCGAGCUGGACGCCGACGAGGGCAAGGAUGCGUUCGGCACCCAGGAAUGGAGGACGCUCUGCGCCAAGGUCCGCGACGGCCACGUGUGGGAGGAAGUGGUCAGCAACGGCUACCACGGCGUCGAGGGCGACGUGGACUCGGACGUGGUCAUCAACUUGGCAACGAUUCUUCUCGCACACGCCAAGACCCAGACGCUGAAUCAGAAACGCCUCGAGAACUACCUGGCGGCGGCGCGCACGCCGAACCUGGACGCCAUCUCGGAACGGUUCCCCCCGUCGUCGCCGCGACGGUUCCGAUCGCCUGCCCCCGGCAAGGGGCCGUCGCACAGCGGCGGCGCCGACACGCCGCGGGACCUGAACGCGCGGGUCAAGAUCCUCGAGCUGUACACGCUGCACGUCCUGCUGCGCAACAACGAGUGGGACUACGCGCGCGAGUUCAUUAGCAUGAGCCCCGUGCUCGACGAGGAGCGGCGUGACGCCUUCCUGCAGGCGCUGCAGAGCCUGCAGGACGACCAGAAGGACGCCGAGCGGCGCGAGCAGGAGGACCGCCAGCGGCGCAACGACGAGCUCCGCCGCGGCAUCGAGGAGAGCCGGAGACUACGGGCCGAGAACGAGGAGCGCGAGCGGAAGCGUCUAGACGAGGGGCGCGCGCGGCGCGAGGCCGUCUCUGCCACGUCCUCGUUGUCGUCCUCGUCGUCGUCUUCAUCCUCGGGCGAGGUGGACUACGGCAUCGAUCACAGCACACGCGACCGCGAGGGAACCAGCAGCAGCAGCAGUAGCAGGAAACCCCGGCCAAGCAGCGGCAGCGGCAGCAUAUCACGGCCCCUGCCUUCUUCGACCAAGAAGGGCAAAGCGGCCGCCACGGCGCCGCCGUCCUUUGGCACCAAAGCGGCCAUGGUGUUGGCCAACCUCCGCACGCUCGUCGAGCGCGCGGCGCUGUCCUUCCACGCCAACCCGGUGCUCUUGUACCGGACGCUCGCGUUCAUCGUAGCGCUGCUCUUGAUGUUUGGCCGCCGCAGCAUCCGCGAGAGAAUUGCCCGCAUCCUCGGCGCGGGCUGGGGCAAGGUCAAGGCGACGGCCGGCAUGGGCGUCAAGGUCAGCUACAUAUAA
Molecule: messenger RNA, 1467 nt
Organism: Lasiosphaeria miniovina
Lineage: Eukaryota; Fungi; Ascomycota; Sordariomycetes; Sordariales; Lasiosphaeriaceae
Exons: 2
Coding region: 1-1467 (488 amino acids)
Source: RefSeq, a predicted model, not a curated record